AGGACUGACAGACAACAGGAAGGAAGUGAGGAAGGAAGGAAGUAGGGCCCAGGAUGACGAGCGCGGCCCCGGCCAGGAAGCCGUACCGCAAGGCUCCGCCGCAGCACCGUGAGACGCGCCACGGCCUGCCCGUUGCCCCGCCCCCGCCUGCUCCACAGCACGACAUCAAUCAGGUAAACAAACACACCUUAAACACACCUCCACUCCGCCCACAGCAUCCACCAACCGGCGCCUCCAAACAGCCGCAGAGCGCUGGGUCACGCCAUGGCGCUCCGACCUCGGCACUCCCGCACUCGGAUAGCGAGCUGGACGUCUCCAGUCUGUCCAGCUUGGAGCUUUGCAUCGCGCCGCCACCGCCGCUCUUCAGUACCCAACGGCCCAACCGCACCAGAACCACAGCGGUGGGCGUCACCACAAGUCCUCGCCAUGCGCCAAGUCACGCCAUCAGCCGUGGCAACGAGGGUUUCCCACCACAUCAAAGCCCAGCAGCAGCAAGGAAACACUCACCUGCCCGUGGCCUCAGAGGGGAGCGUUACACUCAGAGCCACCGUCAGCCGUCCGCCGCCCCUCCGAAGGGCAUCCUGAAGCAGCCCGCCUCGCUGGGGGUGGAGCACGCCUGUGACAUCAUCAGGAAGUCAAAGUCAGUGGAGCUGCUGGAUGACAGCAGGGGGCGGAGCAGCUCUGCCCGCCAUCCGCCCACUCGCUCUUUGGACCGGACGGAGCAGCGGGUGCCGGCCUCGCGGCGGUCCUCGGACCCACCCUCCCCCUGUAGGACCAACUGGAACUGGAAGAUGCAGGUUCUGGAGGAGAAGGUCCGCUUCUCUAACUUCCUGGAUGAGAUCACCUCUCGGGUUAUGAGCCCCGCCCACCUUACGCUGCUUGGCAGGACGUCCUCCACAGAGCAGGGGAGCCCUGCCCCCCGGCGCCACCGCCGCUCCGCCCCCAGGAAGCAGCAGCGAACAGAGGGG
Molecule: messenger RNA, 968 nt
Organism: Morone saxatilis (striped sea-bass)
Lineage: Eukaryota; Metazoa; Chordata; Actinopteri; Moronidae
Product: formin-like protein 3
Source: RefSeq, a predicted model, not a curated record